ACAUAUCACUUAUGGGUAUACUUGUAAAUAAUGAUUUUAAUCAUGUGCAGCAGGUACAGUGGGAGGAAAGACCAGGACUUUGCUCAGUUUUGGGACACUGAAGUGCGGAUGUUGAUGAACGUUUACCUGUGUGUGAAUAGAUUGAUGUUGGGAGCUUGUGUUCACUGUGUGCACCAUGCAGCCUGAGGUUUGCAUACUAAGACUUGACUAUGGCCGCAGACUUCAAACAUCAACGAUUGUGAGGGUCUGGAUUUCACAAGAUUUUCAUUACAGUAUUGCCGGAGACAACAUAGAAACUAGGCAAUAAAGGAAAUCACAUCUGAUGCAAGAGAGAAACCAUGUGCAAUGGAUUGCUUGCGUUUAUCAGCCUAUUGAAAAAGACAUCCGUCUUACAGCUUUAACACGUUAGCUGCUUGCUUAUCAGUCAAAUGCAGUCAACUGGAAUUUAAAAUUUUACAGUUGUCAUGGGAAAUAAUAAAAUCAUGUAGUUUUGAAGAUGCAGGUAUAAAAUAUUUUGUUUGAGAAUGCAUCUAUAUACAAUGAUUCUUAAAAACUUAAAUUCACCCAGAUCGGGUUUCAGAAUCAAGUCUUAUACGUCUAUUUUAACACUGUAUAAUUUGUUUGUUUUAUCGCUGUAGAGACUGUAGUACCUCUCCUCUCCACCGGUGGGCGGCGCUAAAGACAGACUCGCACAUGUUAGCUAUUUUUCAGUUACACGAAGGAGUCUGAGUGGCAAGAACAUGGCGACCUCCUUAUGUAGGACGUUGAAAUGCCUUCAAUCGGCAACAUGUCAGAAUAUAAAGUUCGCGCGCCUGCCGGUGUUGGUUCCGAUCCGCACAAAGAAGCGCUACUUCAUUCCUCCUGCGGGGAAUGUGAAGCAGAAAAGCCAAAACGACCAGGAGACUAAAGCCCGGGCUGCUGGUAUGGUGGUCCGGCAGCAGUACAUAGAGAGAGCCAUCAACAUCUCAUGCACAGCGGGCAUCUUUGAUCCGUAUAUUCCUCCUGAAGGAGAUGCACGCCUCUCCACGCUGUCCAAAGAAGGUCUGAAGCAGCGCACAGAACAGCUGCGUCAGAGCGCAGCAUCACAGCUGGCGUUUCGUAAAAUAAAGGACCACGACCCUGAGUUCUCCACUAAACAGUUCCCAGCACUAGCUCAGCAAAUCUUCAUAGAUGCUCAUGCAGCACUCACACAAUUUAACAAAGAAAAGCUUCAUUCUUUGGUGACAGAGAGGUGUUACCCUGAGAUGGUUCAGGGGAACCGUUAUAAGACUCUGCGCUGGCGCUUCAUUGAGUCACUGGAGCCGCCGCGGGUGGUCCAUGCAAGGUGUCCUGACAUGAUCAGCAAAGGCAACCUGUACGGUCAGGUGACUCUCCGUAUGCAUUCUAGACAGACAUUGGCAAUCUAUGACCGCUUUGGCCGGUUGAUGCUUGGGGAUGAAGAGGAACCCAGGGACGUCCUGGAAUACCUAGUGCUGGAGAGGCAUCUGGUCAACCCCUAUGGGCGCUGGAGACUUCAUGGCAAGAUUGUUCCAGCAUGGGCUCCACCAAAAGAACCCAUUAUUAAGACUGUCAUGAUUCCUGGUCCUAAGCUGAAGCCUGAGGAGGACUUUGAGGAUCUGCAUUACCAGGUACCAAAGCCAAAGGCAGUGCAGUGGUACAAGUAAUUCUGAAUGUGGUGCCUUACUCCAUCCAACACGUGUCCACUCUGUACAGACUGAUUCCCAAUAAUCAAAAUAAAUAUUGC
Onychostoma macrolepis is the source of this 1744-nucleotide messenger RNA. RefSeq names its product mitochondrial ribosomal protein L45 (gene mrpl45). The record is from RefSeq and is a predicted model, not a curated record. The coding region runs from base 741 to 1664 and encodes 307 amino acids. The transcript has 8 exons. Lineage: Eukaryota; Metazoa; Chordata; Actinopteri; Cypriniformes; Cyprinidae. Gene Ontology annotation, cellular component: mitochondrion.